AUGGUAGUCAAAAACACAAACCAAAUAGAGGAAUCCACUAAUUUCACUUCUGAUUUCAAAGCUGAAGUUAAAGCUUUUGAUGAUUCAAAAGUAGGUGUCAAAGACCUCCAAGACAUACAGAUCAAUCCAACUCUGCGUGCGGAGGUAAUUGACCAAAUAAGAAGUGCUUGCCAUGAGUGGGGAUUUUUUCAAGUGAUUAAUCAUGGAAUUCCCGUCACUGUCUUGGAUGAAAUGAUUGAUGGAAUCCGUAGGUUUCACGAACAAGAUGCUGAUGUAAGAAAAGAGUUUUACACUCGUGAUAUAAAGAAAAAAGUUGUAUAUUACUCCAAUGGAACCUUGUUUAGUGGCCAAGCUGCUAAUUGGAGAGAUACAUUUGGUUUUGCUGUGUCUCCUGAUCCUUUCAAACCAGAAGAUAUACCACCAAUAUGCAGAGAUAUUGUGAUUGAAUAUUCCCAGAAUAUAAGAGAUUUGGGUUUCAAGAUCUUUGAGUUGUUGUCGGAGGCACUAGGACUUGGUCCUUCUUAUCUCAAAGAGUUGAAUUGUGCUGAAGGACUCUUUAUUUUAGGUCAUUACUAUCCUCCAUGUCCUGAACCUGAAUUAACUAUGGGCAGUUCCAAGCACACUGAUAGUGACUUCAUCACAUUACUUCUACAAGACCAACUUGGCGGUCUUCAAGUUCUUCACGAGGAUAAAUGGGUCAAUGUUCCUCCGAUACAUGGAGCUCUUGUUGUAAACAUUGGAGAUCUUCUACAGCUUAUCACAAAUGAUAGGUUUGUUAGUGUUUUUCACCGAGUCUUAUCACAGAACAUAGGCCCAAGAGUUUCUCUUGCAAGCUUCUUUGUGAAUAAUUCUGAACCAAUUCAAGGAGUAUCGAAGAUUUAUGGUCCUAUUAAGGAAUUGCUUUCAGAAGAAAACCCUCCAAUCUACAAAGACACUACUGAAAAAGAUUUCUUGGCACAUUUUAAUGCAAAAGGCCUUGAUGGAACUUCUUCCUUGGAGCCUUUUAAGUUGUGA
Molecule: messenger RNA, 1014 nt
Organism: Vicia faba (fava bean)
Lineage: Eukaryota; Viridiplantae; Streptophyta; Magnoliopsida; Fabales; Fabaceae
Source: the annotation of a GenBank genome assembly